AUGGUGACUGGCACUGCGACGACGACGGCCACGGCUACGGCUACCAGCGCCGUCAAGGUGAGCCCUCAAGGCGGGAUCCUUGAGGGAGGUAACCCAACUCAUUACGAUUCCAAGAACCCGUUGGUUCUGUUUAUCAUUCAGGCUGUAAUAAUCAUCGUGUUCUGUCGCCUGAUUCAUUGGCCACUUUCAAAGAUCCGUCAACCUCGAGUCAUUGCAGAGGUUAUCGGUGGCAUCAUCUUAGGCCCCUCGGUGAUGGGCCGUAUCCCAGGCUUCACCGAUGCCAUCUUCCCCACUGCUAGCAUCCCAAGCCUCAAUGUGGUUGCAAACCUGGGCUUGGUCCUAUUCCUGUUCCUCGUGGGACUGGAAACGGAUCUUCGAUUCCUUGCGAGCAACUGGCGCGUGGCAUUGAGCGUUUCCGCAGCAGGUAUGAUUUUGCCAUUUGGGCUGGGAAGUGCAAUUUCCUACGGUCUUUACAACGAGUUUCAUGAUGAUCCCUCGACGGUGCCUAUCAAAUUUGGUACAUACCUCCUGUUCAUUGGUAUUGCGAUGGCGAUCACCGCCUUCCCAGUGUUGUGCCGUAUCUUGACCGAGCUGAAACUUCUCGGCACUCGAGUCGGCGUCAUCGUUUUAUCCGCCGGUGUUGGAAAUGAUGUCGUUGGGUGGAUUCUACUGGCCCUUUGCGUCGCCCUUGUCAACGCAGGAAGUGGUCUCACUGCCCUCUGGGUCCUACUCGUUUGUAUAGGAUACAUGCUUUUCCUGUUCCUUGUCUUCAAACCACUCUUAUACCGCUUCCUCGAGCGGACAGGAAGUUUGCAAAAGGGGCCUAGCCAGUCGGUGGUGACUUUGACGCUACUUAUUGUGCUUGCGUCCGCGUUCUUCACGCAGGCCAUUGGGAUCCACGCCAUCUUCGGUGGAUUCGUGAUCGGACUGAUCUGCCCCCAUGAAGGUGGGUUUGCUAUCAAAUUGACGGAGAAGAUUGAAGAUCUGGUUGCAGCCCUUUUCCUACCACUCUAUUUCACACUAUCUGGCCUCAGCACCAAUUUGGGGUUGCUAAACAGUGGCAUCGUCUGGGGCUAUGUGGUUGGUGUCAUUGCCAUUGCUUUUGUUGCCAAGGUGGCCGGAGGCGCUCUUGCAUCUCGUUGGUGCGGAAUGCUUUGGCGCGAGAGCUUCUCAAUUGGUGUUUUGAUGAGCUGUAAGGGUCUAGUUGAGUUGAUUGUCUUGAACAUUGGUUUGCAAGCCAAGAUUUUGAGUACCCGCACAUUCACCAUCUUCGUGGUGAUGGCUUUGGUUACGACUUUCAUUACUACCCCGCUGACGACCAUCCUCUAUCCAACAUGGUAUCAAGUCAAGGUGGCACGUUGGCGACGUGGAGAAAUCGAUUGGGAUGGGAACCCUGUUCAGGGAGACUCCCGAUCCAAUAGUGUCUCUGUAGUCAAGGAUCAGCUGAAGACGGUACCCGUUCGCAAGCUUCUGGUCUAUCUUCGCCUGGAUGGCUUGUCAGGAAUUUGCACCCUGGCUGCUCUUCUUAGCCCCAAACACGAAGUAGCGGUAUCAUCGCCCCAUGUUCACCCGUCAAAGAGGCCAAAGCGGGCCGAGCAAACCAUUGAGGAUGCAGCCACGUCGGAGGAUGACAAGGAGCCCACUCUGUGUGUGCAUGGCGUGCGUCUUAUGGAAUUGACAGAUCGUGACUCGAGUGUCAUGAAAGUUUCGGCUGGAGAGCAUGCCAUGUGGGACCCAGUGGUGAACACCUUCCGUGCCUUUGGCGAGUGGCAAGACGUCUCUCUUAUGGCGGGCGUGUCCGUGAUACCUGAGUAUUCAUAUGCCGAAACGGUCGUCAACAUGGCCCACCAGGACACGGCGGAUCUCCUCUUGCUUCCAUGGAGCGAAACUGGAACAUUGGCUGACCGUCAAAGCGGUCUUGAAGUGGAUACCGCAAACCGAUUUGCCAAUGGUCCCUACACUGAUUUUGUCUCGAGCGUCGUAGAGCGGGUCCCGGGCCCCGUCGGUAUCUUGAUUGAGCACAACCCAGACCCUCGCACUACCAAACGGCCCACUCUCCAGCGCUCGACCAGUGGAAUGAGCAUUCAUUCCGUCUGGUCGCGACCAGCUUCUGGAAAUCGCUCUCGUCAUAUUGUACUCCCAUUCUUCGGUGGUGACGAUGACCGUUUCGCCAUACGGCUCGUUCUGCAACUCGCUCAGAAUGAAAGUGUCACCGCGAGUAUUAUCCACAUCCCAGGACAGCAUUCGGACCCAAGCAAACUCGGGGUAUCGACAUCCAUUUCGUCUGGAACGCAUACCGGAACACCGAAUAGCCAGUCAGAUCUCAUCUUUUUCGAAACUCUGCGUGAUUCUAUAUCGGAGGAUCUGAAUGACCGUGUCGUUUUCCAGCAGGCUGGCGUACAGGAGACGAUCAGUGACCCGGUCCAGCUGGCGGUGGCCGCCGUGCAACAGGACCUCGAUCUGACGGCCAACAAGCAUGGUAAUAUGGUGGUCGUCGGAAGACGUAGUGGCCCUGUUAAUUCUAGCAUUGCAAUCGAUCUGGGUGCGCAGAGUGUCGGUACCGAUACUCAGCGAGCCCUUGGGCCCGUGGCCUCGGCGAUGGUACAGCCCGAGAAUAAGGUCUUUGGCAGCGUGCUGGUGCUACAGGCUGGCGUGCACUCUGGCUUGUUCGAGAAUUUCCGGUGA
Messenger RNA from Penicillium brasilianum, 2685 nucleotides. The record is from the annotation of a GenBank genome assembly. NCBI's taxonomy places the organism in Eukaryota, Fungi, Ascomycota, Eurotiomycetes, Eurotiales, Aspergillaceae.